Molecule: messenger RNA, 8787 nt
Organism: Stegostoma tigrinum
Lineage: Eukaryota; Metazoa; Chordata; Chondrichthyes; Orectolobiformes; Stegostomatidae
Product: serine/threonine-protein kinase OSR1-like
Exons: 8
Coding region: 12-497 (161 amino acids)
Molecular function (GO): protein serine/threonine kinase activity; ATP binding
Source: RefSeq, a predicted model, not a curated record
AAGAAUAUCUGAUGGAGAAGUUAUUGGGCCAAUCGUUAAGUGGAGGGCAAAAGGACACAAAGGUGAGACGGGUCCAGGGAUCAAGUGGCCAUCUGUACAAAACAGAGGAUGGAGGUUGGGAAUGGAGUGAUGAUGAAUCAGGUGAUGCAUUUGAUGAACGGAAGCCUACAGCCUUUCAGAAAACUGAACAAUCAGAAAGUCCAUCUCAUCUAAGUAAUGAGGAUAGUUCUGUCCACCUAGUCCUGCGACUACGGAAUUUACGAAGGGAGUUGAAUGAUAUCAGAUUUGAAUUCACUCCAGGAAGGGACUCUGCAGUUGGUGUUUCUCAGGAGCUCGUCUCUGCUGGUUUAGUAGACGAGUUUGACAUGAUGGUUGUAGCCAACAACCUGCAGAGACUAAUAGAUGAUCCUCAUUCAAACAGGAGCCUCACAUUCAGACUGGCUCAGAAAUGUUUUGCUGUCUGGUUGCCGUCCACAUUGCAAGGUCUCUGGCUGUGAGGGCUACCGCCCAGACGAAACCAAACUCAUUGGAUUUGCACAGCUCAGCAUAAGAUGACGAUUCUCCUCAGCAACUGGUACCAAAGAAUUCUGGGAUGCCUCUCGAUCAACACGACCUGAACCUCCUUUGCCCCUCCCCGAGAGCACUUUAUACAUGCUGUUCAAUUAUCAUGCUUCUAGUCCCCUGCAUCUUAUCAAUACUGUAGUAGUAAUAGUUAAAUAUUCAAAGGAUUUUCAAAGAUUGUCAAAUUACCUCACACGAGAAUCAGCUCCCGCAUCUUAACCACGUACAAUGAAUUUGUGCCUCCUUGAAUAGCGCAAACUGUCUUAAUUCAAUUCUAGAUUUUUUUUUAAAAAAAAGCCAUUUUAUCUCCCUGUCCCUUGCAGCCUAAGUUUAAUGUUUGAAGGUAAGAAACCAGAGUAAGAUCUCAAAAUAUGAAUGCUGUCAGUUAAUUUCAUUUAGAUUGAUUGCCACUAAAUUACAGAAUAGUGUCUAGUCCUGUUGAGUAUUGGCAAGAAGUGUUAAUUCUGCUGAAUCUUCCUCAAGGGUAGAAAAAUUCUGCAGUACCAUUGGUAUAAAGCUGUACUACGUUUACAACAAUAAGACAGUUUAGGACAGUUCAUCCAUUCUUGUAUCAUAGGAACUUUUUCAUCAGCAAUUGAAAUAGGUGAAAAAUGAGUCAGUAACAUAAGAAGAUUAAUGAGCUUCAAGUAGAUGUAUAGGAAACAGAUUAGUUAGUGCAGCAAUGGGGCUUGGAAGGAUUGUUAUCAGUGAGUUCUUUAAUCAGAUAAAUCCUAUGGUUGGAGCCCCAUCAGUGACUUGUUACAAAAGAGACUGCUUUGGAGACCUUUCUCAAGUCACUUUAAAUUGCUAUCUGUAGGAUUUUCUUUGCAAUCUGAAUUGAAAGCCCCUGAUACCAAGAUCAUGAGGAUUAAAGAGCAACUUAGUUUGGACAAGAAUCCACAAUUCUUAUUGUCUGUUUGCAUAGUUCAGGCUUGCUGUUGAAUGAAUUGGACAGAAGAGUAAUAUGAAAACUACUCAUUAUGUACUAUGAGGAGGUUUGAAAUCAGAAAUGUAGCUGUAAGUACUUGAGCCCAUCGACCUGAGAUCAUGUGGGAUCUACCUGGAUUUAAGGACGUUUGCUACCUCCUUUUAGAUUUUGUUAUGUGGCUCAGUGAUGCAAAGGAAAUUUUGAAAAUCUAGAAAUCUAGUAUUAAUUUGGAAUUAGUUUUGAAUUUAAUGGAUUGCACAUUUACAUAUGAGUUUGCCUCAAUGUGUUUCAACAUCUGUGGUGGUGAGUGAAAUGUGUAUUUCCAGUGCCAAUCUAGUGUGGAUCUCUGUGACUCAGUCAAGGAAUGACAAGAUUGUUGGAGGAGAUGUCUUGGGGACAGAAUGUUUGUUUUUCUCAAAUGUUUAAAACAGUUUAUUAAUAUGUAAAUAUGAUCUUUUUUUAAAACAAAAUGGGACAGGGGUUGGAAGGUUAAGGAAAUAUAAGAGGUUAUAAACCCUAGAGAGAUGAAUGAUGAACAUAGUCCAGAAUUCUUUUAAGGUAUUUGGUAUUCCCAAAGUGAAGUACAUUACAGAUUGUGAUCUCAUAUGUUUCCUUAAACAUUGUUGUGUCUUGGCUUUUGUCCAGACAUGGUCUGAAUGCCAAAGCCUAAAACUGUAGGACUACCAGGCAAGUACCAACUUUCUGAAUUUGCACAGUUUAUGUUUAAUUUAUUUAUUCUGCACUUGGUAAUGAUACAAUACUUCAAGCACACCUCAAUAAGGGAAGUUCAAGUCUCCUUGGACCUCAUUAUUUGGAAGCAAACCCUGAAGAAUGAAAAUUUGAUCUGGAAAUUCAAAUGAUCUCUGCAUCAGAACCCUCUGGUUUUGUAUUGUGAUGCAGCAAUUCAUCCUACACACUUUGAAGACGAUGAAAUGAAUGACUUGGGAAUAAAUUCACCUACCCUGCUUCUUGCUGGUAGUGUCAGGGUCAAAUUAUAGAACUAGUUGGAGUAGAGAGGUUGUACGUUUGACUCUAGUUCAGCUGGGUCAAGAAAUGGGUGCUACUCAUUUGGGUGGAAGAAGUGAGCAGAUCACCUCCAAAACCAAAGCUUGAUGUGAUGUGAACCAUAGGUCUGGAAAAUCCAGGAACUUCCACGAGGCAAGUGCUGCACUGUUGCAGUAAGACACAUAUUUCAAAAUGAAUCAGAAACACUGUCCGUUGCUACAUUGUAUGCGCAAUGUUAUUCACCAAAAGGGAUUGCAGAAUUUUGACAGUCUCCCCAAAUACAGGAACUGAAUUACAAAUACAUACUUAGACCUUCAUUCCAACAGAACUUAACGGAACCUGUUCCCUCAGCAGUUCUACUCCCAUGUUACCUGGAUCAAUCUGAUGCGAUUACUGGGCCCACACUAGUGGUGGAACAGGAAAGUAUAUCAUUCCAAAGUAUAUUUUCAUUUGAGGGAGUAGUGGUUGUGUGCAUGGAUGAAUUUUUGAGACAAGGAGUGAAUAGAUUUAAUUAUAUAGGGUCACUCAAUAGAGCACUAUUAUUUUCUCAGCAUUAUGGUAUUUGCAAGUUCAUAGAGUGGGGUUCAGAAGUGGUCUUUGUGAAUCAAGUGGUACAGUAUACCAGAUAUCAUUGGCUUUCAAUUUGAUGUGGGCAAAGAGGAUGAAUAUCAUACCCUAUCCUAAACACAGCUGUGAAAUAGCCAGUAUAGUCUAGAAUUGGAACAGCUCAUUCGGACCCAAAAAUAAAUGACAAAAUGGUUUUUGAGCCAGUUAUUUAGAAAUUAAAGCUAUUAACCCACUAACAGCAAGUCUAGAUUGUUUGAUCAGCAUUGUUUUAACACCAGCAUUAACCUGUUUGGUGAGACAUAAUAAGAACUGACGCUGCUGGAGUCAGAGAUAACACAGUGUGGAGCUGGAGGAACACAGCGGGCCAGGCAGCAUGAGGAGCAGGAAAGUUGGCGUUUCGGGUUGGGACCCUUCUUCCUGACUCAAAACGUCAGCUUUCCUGUUCGUCUGAUGCUGCCUGGCCUGUUGUUAACCUGCUUAGUGUUCUUUUAAUAUCACUAGUUACCUAUCAGGAAACCUGGGUGCAAAAGGAAUGAAAAGGUUAAUUUUCUGUGUAUGUUGCUGUGUCGUAGUCAGUGCAGAAACAAUUAUAGAUGAUUAACGUUCAUUAUGGACAAUUCCUCAGCAGCAUUGCAAAUCUCAAACUCAAGCCAAAGUCCCACAGCUAUCUGGUAUUAUUAUUUAGCAACCUUUAAAUAGUGAUUUUUGGGAUCUCUGAAGCUGGAAAGGAAACAAAGUUCUGUUCAGUAACCCUUAAGUGCACAGUUGAGGAAAGUGCCUUGCAUUACUAUUUUCCAUGAAGGACAUACUUGCUUUUAGACAUGUAUGAAGCAUUGUAAGGAUUAGCAUACGGGCUUGUGUGCUAAUGCUGUAGUUUACAUCCCAUGGUUACUGGAUAUACUGUAUUCUCACGGAAGACUGCAAAAAUUGUUACUAAUAUUUUGUUUAAAUGUCCUUGAAAUGAACGUGAAGAAUUGAGAGGAUUCAACCAGUUCUUAGACAUUGUAAAAUGUGCCAGUAACCAUCUGUCACACCAAUGUAAAAGCUCUUACUAUGGCAGUGCCAUGUGCAUUUGUUUUUAAUCAAUAAUUUAUUUGGUCUUCCAUUUUACAAACGCUUAAUGCAACAGUGGUAGAUGCAUUGUAGCAGUAUGAAACUCAUGGUCCUGGGCUAAUUUGUUCUUCAAACCUAAAUCAUAACAAUAUCAGAGGUGCUUUAUAGAAAAGGUGAGGAUUGCAGGUUCUGUGAAAGCAACACAAAAAUGCUCAUGUAGGAGUAAUAGACCCUGCUGCUAUUUCAGCUUGCCUUGUGGGAAUAAUCUUUUAGGGGAAUUAAACUUGUACACCAUUAAUUCAAAUCUGCACACUUCAAUCCUGGUAUCAAUUCCUGAUCUGGGGCUCUAUGCCAGUUGUGACAAUAAAGUCGUACAUGGAUUGGAAAAGCCAGUUAGGAUAAAACUACCACAUUCCUGUCCUCCAGUCUAGAGAAUUUGAUUAUCUUUUCUGUUCCAUUUUUGACUAUUUUAUUCCUUUAUGGGAUAUGAGCGACACUGCAAGACCAGCAUUUGUUGCCUGUCCUUAACUAUCCACUGAAAUGGCUGGGUGAGAGACUGUUCAGGGUAAUUAAGAGUCAACCACAUUGCUGUGGGUUUGAAGUUUCAUAUAGGUAAUGGUCAAGUAAGGAUGGCAGAUUUCUUUCCUCAAAAGACAUUAGUGAACCAGACAGAAUUUUACAAGAGUCAUUUCAUGGUCCUUAUCAAGACUAGUGUCAUAUUCUAAAUUUAUUAGUUGAAUUUAAAAUCGCACCAGCUACCAUGGAGGGAUCUGAAUCCAUGUUUUCAGAACAUUAGCUUGGACCUCUGGAUUCCUCAUCCUCUGACAUUACCAUUAUGUUAUCAUUUCCUCCUUAUGAACCUCCCACAUACCUUGGGAGGAUCUAUACAAACGCUUGUAUACAGAAUCAGCCAGCUAGAGCACAAAGUUGAAAUAUUUAGCAAACUAUGUCUCUACUAACUCUGCACAAGGCAUUUGAUCCCCUUGAUGCAGCCCAAGUGUAUCGAUAAAUACUAUUUUCAAUAAACUCGCAUCGUUUCAUUCCAGAAAAUAACCAUGCAGCCAAUACCAAACCUAGUCUGGGUUGAACUCAUUUAAGAUAGGUAUCUGGCUCAACUGCUAUCUAACAGCAGCUGUUGGAAAGACUGUGAACACACAAAACAGACCUUCAGUUUUUGUAUGUCUGGCUCUGUCUAAACAUCCUACGAUCUGCAUGUCCCUGUAUGCUAUGAUCUACUUAGACUGCAUGCAAAACAAAACUUUUCACUGUACUUAGAUACAUUGUGAUAACAGUAAAUGAAAUGAAAUCAAAUCAUAAACAAAAUUUGGGGGUGCUUACCAAAGACAUCAAAAUGUUACACAAAAGUUGCUCGUUCUGAAAUAAGUAUUUUUUGACAAUAUAACAAAGCUCUACUGGUUACAAGUUUUAAAUCAUCUCUACAAAUUUCUUAUGUGUAUGACGUUUUAAAUAAAAACCAUUAUUUGGCAGCCACCAAGAUUAGGUAUCCAGAAUCUUUAAUAACCCAACUGUCCCCACUCUUACCACCUCACUAUUCUCAGGACCUAUGUCCAGUAUGUAAGACUUUUUCUUGAAAAGCAGCAAGCUUGCUGUUGGAGGCCAUCAGUAAAUGAGAGCGAAGGCCCAACUUCAAGUCCUCCCAGUUGGUACUUGUGCAACACGUUUCAGGUUUCAGGCCUGAAACAUGCAUAACGGAAUUUCAAUCCCUAACAAAGAUCGUUGCCAGGGGAAUAGAAUUUGUAUUGAUGAUUGGUAACUGCGUGAUGAUGAUAGGCAUGUGGCUGAACUGCCACCAUAGGUGUUAUUAAUAUUCAAAUGCAUAGCAAAGUAUCAGAAAAGCUAGAGUGAAAGAAGUUCUACUAUCUGAAUGGAUCUCUAUUACACGUCAUAUCUUGACUUUAGUCCUAUUCAGUUGAUAUCAGACUAGUAAAUAAGAUAUUAAAGCAGCAUCCAAAUGGCAAAUUUUGAGAAAGGAGCCUAAAAAAUUAUGAUAAUUCUAAAUUAUACCAGGACAGCAGCAAACCCCAUUCAGGCUCUGUCAGAAGGGGAGAUCAUAAAUAUGUAAUUUUGUUUAGGAAAUGAUAGUUAAAAUGGCCAAAUCUAAAGAAAAACACCAAAUAUCUCGGCUGUAUGCCUCAAAAGGCAAUUGUACAAUAGUCAGCACUUCAUGCCAUAGAAAGAGCUUUGAUCAACUGGUACGAGCCAAAAAAUGGUUUAUGGUUAAUUGUUUGCUCACUCUCCUACAUUCCAUGUUGUCAUCUGAGUAACACCACAAGUAAAGUCACCAUAGUCCAAUUGUUCAGAGUCUGCACCAAUUAAUUACAUUUUCACUUCAUGAAAUCAAGAAUGUGGUCAGGUAGUCUCUCAGCAGUGCAUAAUUUGGACCAAGUUGCAAUAGAGGUCUGGGACUGUGAUUAACUGCAUAGAUAUCUGUCAACCUCAUGUUCUUAUAAUUCAAGUUAAUUAUUCAAAAUCUCACCUUUAAUUGGCUACAUUUUGCAUCAUUUGUGUUGCAAGCAUCAGCUUGGAUCAGUCAAUUGUACUUAUACCUGAGGUUGAAGCUUCACUGCUGACUCAAGCACAUAUGUUGGGGGUCAACAGUUCAGAGCAGUACUGGAUAAAAUUGCUCAAGAUGCCAUCUUGUGGAUACUGUACUAAACUGAGCAUCCAUCUACCUGCUAAAGUGAAUGUGACUCUCUAUUGAAGGAAGAUCAGGGAUUUUUCCAGGGUCUGGCCACCCUUCCUUCUAUAAUUGAUGCUGCCAAUUAUGCAUUAUCUAGCUACUAAUUAUUUAUUGUCAUUGGAGCCUUGCUGUACGCAAACUGGCUAUUGCAUUUGUCAAUAUAAUAGCAACACCUACCUGAAAAGCUAAUCUAUUGCUUGUAAUGUACUUUGAGAUAUGACGACGCAAAGGCGCUAUCUAAACGCAAGGUCAUUCAUGCUUCUGCUUGGUAUUUUCUAUUGCUCAAUACAAAAUAUCACUAAUUUCAACAGCAGUGCUAAGAUUCCCCCAGAGGAUUUCACUUUUGAUUGGUCAACAAGAUUGGGACAUGAUGGUCUAGUGGUAUUAUUGAUGGCCUGUUAAUCCAGAGACCCAGGUAAUGUUUUGGGGACCUAGAUUUGAAUCCCACCAUGGCAGACAGUGGAAUUUGAAUUCAAUAAAAAUAAUUCCAGAAUUAAGAGUCUAAUGAAGUCCUUGCCAAUUAGUAUUCCAACCCAAUUAGUAGGGGGGAAACCCCAUCUGGUUCACUAAUGCCUGCCAGGGAAGGAAAACUGUUGUCCUUAACCUGGUCAGACUCUUAACUGCCCUUUGGGAAAGGCAAUAAUUCCCAUGAAUGAAUUUUUAAAGAAGUGAGCAAACCCAUAAGAUCAACAAUAAAUAUAAGCACUAAUAGAUUAGAUUAGUACAUUUGCCUGAACAAUGUUGAUGGCCUAAUGACUCUGAAGAAGUAGUUUGGAUAUCCAACAAUAAGUAACAACAGGUAGUUUAUGCUUAUUCUGAGGAAGUAAUCAGACAACAAUCACUGCUUCCAAGAGAGUGUAGAAAAACCAACCAUUCUACAGUCAACUCAGAAAAACAUUUUUAAUCCUCAAGAAGCAUUUGAAAAAUCAAUUUAAUCCAGGUGUUAGCAAAAGGCCAAAUGCAAAUGAUUUCUGCUUCGGCUGGGUCUAAAUCAAACUUCAAAAUUGUGAAUAAAGUUGAUGAGGAACAAAAAUCUUGAAACAAAAACAGGCCAGCGAGCAGGAAGAGCCUUGUAACAACUGAAGUCAAAGACUCAGUGCCUUGAUCACUAGCUAAGGAGCAAGAACUAAAUUCAGCAACUAGCUGCCAUCAAAUUAAGCAACAUGUGACACUCAGUUUUCACAGUGUACCUUAAAAAUGAUCCAGGUGACAAGACUUAAUAUUCUAUUUGAUCACUAAUGUUUCAUUUCAUGAAAAGCCAUGCUUUUCCCUCCAUCUCUAUAGUUAGAGAGGGAGCUCCUGUGGUGCAGUCAGUGUCCCUAUCUCUGAACCAUGAAGGCUUGGAGUCAAGUCCAAUCUGCUCCAGGGAUGUGUCAUGACAUCUCUGAACAGAUUGGUUAAAAAUUUAGAGAGGAGAAGGGAAAGUGUGUUUGGAAAAUGAUUUCAAAGUAUUAGAAGAGGUUCUAGAAAGAAUAGUCUUUUAAAUAUUAUAAAUAGCUCUGUCAAAAAACGUGAAGGUUGGAACAUUAAGAAUGGAUAAGUUUAAUUCACCUUAAAUGUAGGUUGUAAAAGUCUAUUAAUAAACAGAAUAGCUUUUAAAUCCCUGAACCAAGAAACAGCAAAUGAUAUAGAGAAAGUUAACACAUGCAAGGUUGGUUAAUCUGGGAUAACAAUGACAACUGAAGAUAAGCAACAAACCACCUCAGGUGAUGGUUCACCACAAGCGUUCUGAAGAAGUAAAUUUAUGUUCCAAUUUCAGGGGUCCAGCCUAGUGCUAAAAAAAUUAGUGUCAUUUAAUAUGAAACAUAACCUUGCAAAGCCAUAUUACACUCUUGGGCCUUGAUUAUAGCUUUAUAACACUCAUUAAGCAAAACCAAGCUAAGAAUGUGAUGAUACACUGAAUUGAGACUCCAUGUCAAUUAAUUCAGGGUGAAGGAGUUGAUGUAAUUCUUGACGCUUAAGCUUGUGAUGA